AUGGGUGAGGGGGACGGAAAUUGUUUGGCGGAUCACGAGGAUGGUGGCGGAAAUUGGUGUUGUCGGCAGCUCCUGCCCUGCCGCCUGUCUGCCCUUGCCGAGGACUGGCACCAGGCCGGCAUCAUACUGAUUGAUGCCAGUGGCUACAGCGACGGGGACAUCAGAAGGUUCGCCGAGGGCCUGGACAUAGUAAGGCCCGGCACCCGCGUUGGCUUCCCGCCCUCUCCCGCAGGCCCGCUGGCCCGAGACCCGAGGCGGAUCCCACCAGGACGGAGAUUUUCGCUGGCCCGCUCCGCCUUGUACCGCUCCACGACGAGCGGGAAUUCGACGGUGUUUAUCCUCGCGGGCUCGCGCCCCGAAGUGCCGCUCGGCGGUGGGAUCUCGUCCUGCCGGAACGCCUAA
Prorocentrum cordatum is the source of this 402-nucleotide messenger RNA. NCBI's taxonomy places the organism in Eukaryota, Dinophyceae, Prorocentrales, Prorocentraceae. The record is from the annotation of a GenBank genome assembly.